AUGGAUGCCCUUUCAGCAGAGCUUUAUGAAUGUGCUUGCUCUGCAAUAUUCCGAUGUCGCGAAGGGCUUAAAAAACACCUUGCAGACGUCCAGAUUGAGAAAAAUUACCACACUACUCAGCUGGAGAAGUGCUUUGAUCAUUCGAGAAGGGAUAACGAGGGACAUCGCUGCGAUGGCAGUUGUGCAAACCUAUGCCUGACAUGUCCUCACGAGGCCUGCGAGGCAAAAUCGACAACAUACAAGACAAAACAGAAACUCAUACGACACUAUGCGAUACAUGUCAAAUGCUAUGAAGUCUGUAUCUUCUGUUGCAUACGGUUCGAGGAGAGCCAGAAGUUUUUGAGACACAUCGAGGACUGCCACAACAAAGAGCGGGGCAGGAAAGCAGACUUCAUGAACACAACAUGCACAGAGUUAGUGACGAACGUGUCGCAAGAGCUUCUCGUUGCAUGGCAUUCAAAGUCGUCUGCAAACACGAAUCUGAAUGGAAAGAGAAUGCGGGCGUUGUCAGACGUAGCUUCUGUAUUGGAUCCUGAAAGAGCCACAAAAGUUCGUGUAACAAAUGAUGGACAUCAUGCCGCUCAAGCUGCUACCCAAUCGAAGUUCCUCGGGGAAUCAGAUUUGACGUUCACGUAA
This is a messenger RNA of Ascochyta rabiei, 636 nucleotides long. RefSeq lists its product as uncharacterized. NCBI's taxonomy places the organism in Eukaryota, Fungi, Ascomycota, Dothideomycetes, Pleosporales, Didymellaceae. The record is from RefSeq and is a predicted model, not a curated record. Bases 1 to 636 code for a protein of 211 amino acids. The transcript is spliced from 3 exons.